CACACGUGGUGCGCGUGCGCAUAAAUUCUCGGCUCGCUAGCUCUCUGCAAGCCGGUAGUUAGAGUUAGAGCGGAGCCAGCUAGCUGGGGACCAUGUCAGAAAAGGAGGAAGACAGGGAGAGGUCGGCCCAAGCUGCAGUUGGGGCAAAAAAGCUGAAAUUGGUGGAGGAUUCCAAGCAGCGGAACCUUGACGUCAUCGCCGGUGCACAGUCGCUGCUCAGUAUUAUCAUCCUCGGACUGGCGUGUGUCGUGGCCUUCGCCAGCCGCCUAUUUGCCGUCAUCCGGUUCGAGUCCAUCAUCCACGAGUUUGAUCCCUGGUUCAACUAUAGAGCCACACACUACAUGGCGAUGAACGGGUUCUACAACUUCCUAAACUGGUUUGACGAGCGAGCGUGGUAUCCGCUGGGGAGGAUAGUGGGAGGGACGGUGUACCCUGGCCUCAUGGUUACCUCGGGAACCAUUCACUGGAUCCUCAACUCUCUCAACUUCCCCAUACACAUCCGAGACAUCUGUGUCUUCCUCGCUCCCAUGUUUAGUGGACUGACAGCCAUAGCGUGCUUCUUGCUGACUCGAGAAGUGUGGAACACGAGGGCCGGUCUCCUAGCAGCCUGUUUCAUCGCCAUCGUCCCCGGCUACAUCUCCCGCUCCGUCGCCGGGUCCUACGACAACGAGGGAAUCGCGAUAUUUGCGCUCCUCUUCACGUAUUUCCUCUGGAUACGAUCAGUCAAGACUGGCUCCGUGAUGUGGGCCACGGGAGCUGCGAUCUCGUACUUCUACAUGGUGUCGGCUUGGGGCGGAUAUGUCUUCAUCAUCAACCUCGUCCCACUACAUGUGUUUGCUCUACUGCUAAUGGGUCGAUUCUCUAACAGGAUCUUUGUAGCGUACACUACAUUCUAUCUGCUGGGGCUACUUCUCUCUAUGCAAGUCCCGUUUGUGGGAUUUCAACCAAUCAGAACCAGUGAACACAUGGCUGCAGCAGGAGUGUUCCUCCUCCUGAAUGCGUUGGCUCUCCUGCGCUACCUCCAGAGCAGUCUCACUGGACGCCAGUUCAAGACAGUGUUCCUGGCGGGUGUGGUCCUCAGUGCCGGGGCCGUGUUUACUGGCGUCGUCCUCCUCACAUACCUUGGAUACAUCGCUCCUUGGAGUGGCCGAUUUUACUCCCUCUACGACACCGGUUAUGCCAAGAUCCACAUCCCCAUCAUUGCCAGUGUGUCAGAGCAUCAGCCGACCACCUGGACCUCUUUCUUCUUCGACCUCCACAUCCUCGUCUGCGUCUUCCCCGCUGGCAUCUGGUUCGUCAUGAAAUACCUCACCGACGAGAGGGUCUUUGUGGUGCUGUAUGCGGUGUCUGCGGUGUAUUUUGCUGGGGUCAUGGUUCGCCUGAUGCUGACUCUCACUCCCAUAGUCUGUAUACUUGCGUCUAUUGCAAUAUCACAUUCUCUGGACAACUACAUGAAACCUGUCUUCUCCAACAAAGAAGAGGAGAGCAAGUCGAGCAAGAAGGAGGAGGAGAAGGAGGAGGGGGGAGGGGGUAAGACAGGGAGCAGUAAACCUGAGAAGAAGAGUAAAAAGAAGCCAGGAAAAGUCCUCUAUGAUAAGUAUGCGCCGCAGAAGGCGAGAGAGACAAAGGCAGUGGACCCAGCUCUCCACAGCAGCGAGUUCACCAGCUCCACCUCCAUCGGGUCUGUGGUGGUUCUCCUCCUGAUGAUGUUUCUUGUUCUCUUUGCCGUCCACUGCACCUGGGUCACCUCUAAUGCCUACUCCUCUCCCUCCGUCGUUCUCGCCUCCACCAACCAUGAUGGGUGAGUAGAAUAUCAGCUACAUUGAACCUUAUGCCAAUUCCAUGAAAAUGCUCUCUCCCUGUAUUAUGUAAGAUCACGCAACAUUCUGGAUGAUUUUCGCGAGGCGUAUUUCUGGCUGCGACAAAACACUCCGGACCACGCCACCGUCAUGUCGUGGUGGGACUAUGGCUACCAGAUUGCUGGGAUGGGUAACAGAACCACUUUCGUGGACAAUAACACCUGGAACAACAGCCACAUAGCCUUGGUAGGGAAGGCCAUGUCCAGCACUGAGGAGAAGGCAAUUCAUAUCAUGAGGACACUCGGAGUCGACUACGUUCUCGUCAUCUUCGGAGGUAUGAUCGGUUACUCCGGAGACGACAUCAACAAAUUCCUCUGGAUGGUCCGCAUCGCCGAGGGAGAACACCCCCAGGAUAUCAAGGAGAGUAAUUACUUUACUCCACAAGGUGAGUUCAGGGUGGACUCUGCUGGCUCUCAGACACUGCUCAACUGCCUCAUGUACAAACUGGCUUACUACCGGUUUGGCGAGGUUCAGAUGUACAACGGACCCUCUGGUUACGACAGGACUCGGAAUGUGGAAAUUGGCAACAAGAACAUAAAGCUGCGCUACUUGGAAGAGGCAUACACGUCGGAGCACUGGUUGGUCAGGAUUUACCGGGUGAAGGCAGACGAGAACAGGAUAGAGAGUGGUAACCGUUUGAGAGCUGUGAAACACAAGAGGAAGUACUACCCGAGGAAGAGAUCAGGGAAAAGGAGGGGCAUUAUUAGGAAUAAGAUUUCAUCCACAAAGGGCAAGAAACCGGCCUCAAAAUCAAUCAAAUCAUCGAAAAAAACUUUGAGAAAAGGACAAUGAGGUUUUCACCUUAUUUAGGGGUAACAAAUUACUUUUCGCUGUGUGGAUCACGUUAAUAUACAUCACUUUCAAAAACUCCCAGUUAAUCUAGUAAUUAAACCGCUGAUAGCAUUAAUCAACCACCACAAUGUCCAAUAAUUAUGUGCCCCUAAUAAAUACAUUAAUCAACUAAUGGUGCAAUGUACACAAAACUGCAUAGAAGUUCGUUCAUAAUGUUUAGGAAAUGGUGUGUGAAGCUAGUUCGUCUUCUUGCUGGUGGUUUUGCUCCUCCGAUCCUCGCUGCUCUUGAGGUAGUCCUUGUACUGUCUGUCGGUGCCUAGCAACCAGUCCCACCAGAGGAAUGUGCUGGCGUAGUUUCCGUUGAAAUUCAUGUGAUGGAAAUCGUGGAACUUUGUGCCUGCGGCAUAUCCAGGGAGGAGGUGGAGGGGGUUGAGGUAGGGAAAGUCAUAUCCACUGUGGACCUCUAUUGUCUCUAGGAGUCGGACGGUCAUCCACAGCCAGAUCAUGAUGAGGUGGUUGCACAUGAAGAAGACUCCAAUGAAGAACCCUGUUCCCAGUACUGUGCAGGGAGAGGAAGGAGAGAGAGGGGGG
Messenger RNA from Geodia barretti, 3242 nucleotides. NCBI's taxonomy places the organism in Eukaryota, Metazoa, Porifera, Demospongiae, Tetractinellida, Geodiidae. The record is from the annotation of a GenBank genome assembly.